Messenger RNA from Trachemys scripta elegans, 1927 nucleotides. RefSeq lists its product as uncharacterized. The transcript is spliced from 2 exons. The coding region runs from base 163 to 1551 and encodes 462 amino acids. Lineage: Eukaryota; Metazoa; Chordata; Testudines; Emydidae. The record is from RefSeq and is a predicted model, not a curated record.
AAUAAGCCAGGUGACACGCCGCCAGCGCUGUGUGUAAUAAACCCCUAUGCUUUGACCUCUACACGGUAUGGAUUUAUGUCCUUCAGUUUGGGGGCUCAUCCGGGAUGCAAGUUUGUGAACUGGCUGAGGAUCUGAGACUGAAAUCCAAAAGAGGGCUAGACAAUGGCGGCAGCAGCAGAAGGUCAAUUUCAGGCCAUAACCAAAGCCAUGGUAAGCAUCACAGAAGCGGACAAAGUGAGGAAGGAGGCUGAGCUGCUGCUGAAGUCCGAUGCCAAAUGGGAGGAGAUCUUCAUGCCAGCCCCCAUCUCCAUUGCCAUCCUGGGGGAACUAGUACUCCUCUCCAUGAGGCAGAAAGAUGAUGUCUCCAUCAAUAAGAACCGCUCUACAGAUGGGUUUAAAGCUAUCGAACACCCAGAAUCCUUCAGGGCUUGCUUGCGCCAAGUAAGUGAAAGAGCAUGGGAGGCCUUCAAUGAGGUCAACAUGCAGCCGAUCUGCUGGCAUUCAAAGUCUGUCUCAGAGCAGAUGACAAACAUCAUGCAGGGCUUCUUCCAAAAUACUCAAGUGGAAAAGAACCAGCUCCAGACAAAGAUAAAGAAAAUUCAGGACAAAGCAGAGAAGUGCACAGAGUCAGCUCAGGCAAUGCAGCAGGGCAAGUUUUUGGAGGUGAUUUUCCUGGUCAAGGAACUCUUGCAGGCCUGUCAGAAUACCGAGUAUGGUUAUGAGAAGGACCUGGAUGAGAUGAGGAUCAAGCUGAAGGAGGUGAAGAUCAAGCAGGAGUCAGUCAGGAAGACUAUGGAGGACGCUAAGUGGAAGCAAAUGCAAGUGGAAGGGGAGACAAAGAAGGCCCUCGAUGAGAUUGAAGAAGCUCUGAACUUCAGUCCCACUUCAUGUUAUGACAUAGGCUCAGAUAUGACUGAUAAAACUGAGUGGAUAAAAAAACAAUUAUCGAAAGUGGAGGAGAGUGGGGAGGCACUGAGGCAGUCCCACAAAGAGGAUUACAGAAGUGUCAAGAAGAUCAUUGAACUGAUGAAGGAGCGGACAGAAAUCCUCUGUGAGAUGAAGGAAUAUGAGAUGAGAGGAAAAGAUCUUGAGACAGCCAAGAAGAUGGUGAACGAAGGGCAGAGUGCCCUGGGGAAGGUGGAGCAGCAGUGGGAUAAGAUGAUGCAGUUCUUUCAUAUGAUCUCCAACCUGAUCCAAUUCUGCUUCAACUGGCACAUUCAGGAAUGUUUAGCGUCUGUUGAAGGCAUCCAGCAGAUCACUCAUGCAUUCAAUGCCUCCAAUAUAGCUCAGCUGGUGCACAUGUUCUCCAAGAUAUUCACCCAAGUAUGUGAGAAAUAUCUGAUAAACCUAGUCAGCAUCACAGAAAGAAUCCUCACUAUGGAACCUUCCAAUCCCAGUUUUGACUCCGAGUGUGCUAAGAUAGCCAGUGGCUGUGCUAAGGCCCAGGAGGAUAUCUCCGACCUCGUGCUGGAGAUGAAGAAUGAGUUCAAGAGGAACUUAAAUGCUGGGCUGGAGACCAUCGAGAAGAUGAAGGCCAUGCAGUACCCAUGAGCAAGGAGAAGCUGAAAGUGAUUCAUGGGGCCAACUGCAAAAUAAAAAGAUUAGUAUGAAUAUGAUGUCUCAGUUAAGUCCCAGGUACUGGGCAAAGAUCCACAAUCAAGUGAUUAAAAAUUCCCACCCUUUUCCUCUGCUUUGAUUUCAGCUUGAAUAUCUCAACCAGCCAUUCUCUCGAAGCUCACCUCAGAAAAGCUCCAUUCAGCUCCACUUGGACCUUCUUGGGACACAAAAAUGAAAGAAGCCCUAUCAGGUUUCAACUCAUCCAGGCCCAUCAGGCACCAAGACAGAAAAGUUCUCUUCAGUCUAUUUCCCCAGGGCUCUAGCUUUAAAUGUCCCAAGUGAUGAGACUCUCAUCUCACACACACACACA